Messenger RNA from Parascedosporium putredinis, 2712 nucleotides. The record is from the annotation of a GenBank genome assembly. NCBI's taxonomy places the organism in Eukaryota, Fungi, Ascomycota, Sordariomycetes, Microascales, Microascaceae.
AUGACGACCGCGACAAUCUCCGACGCUCAGAGAGAGCUCAUCAGCUCCCUCGCCCCCGAUGACAUACCGAUUAAGCUGCGCUGCGCGAAUUGCAGCAAGCUCGCCAUUAAUGCCUUUCGCCUGCCUUGCUGCGAGCAGGCCAUCUGCGAAACCUGCCACUCCACCCUCCCUUCCUCGUGUCCCGUCUGCGAGCACUCUCCUCUCUCGGCCGACGAUUGCAAGAUACACAAAUCCCUGCGCACGACGGUCCGCGUCUUCCUUCGCAGCGAGGAGAAGAAGCGCGAUAACCUCAAACUCAAAGAGGCCAAGGAGCUGGACGUGCAGGCGGCGCCCAUUCUACCAGAGGUUGCUGCUGCACCUGAUCAGGCCAAGGGCCAAAAUGGCGGCGGCGCGCCUGGUGAGGAUGGCACGAACCCGUCCGCCGAUGAGACUGCCGGCGCCCGUGCCAAUGAUGGCGAGAACCCUACCGAGACUGCCGUAGUGAUCCGUGAAGCCUCCGAAUCAAAAGACCUCGUUCACAACAACCCAUCUGAACACAACGGCCAAGACCACGAGGGUGAAGGCGAAGGGCAAGACGGUGAACAAGACGAAGGCGGCGACGGCCCACAAGCUCAAGCUCAGGGCGGGUACGGGAAUCAGGGCUACGAUGCCGCAAAUGGAGGCGGCUUUGCAAACAUGGCGUUCGCUGGGGGCGACUUCAAUCAGAUGCAAAUGAUGAUGGCCAUGCAGAAUGGCUCGUUUGGUGGAUUUCCGAUGAUGGGAAUGAACAUGGAUCCUCUGGCGAUGCAAAACAUGUACAUGAACAUGAACGGUGGCUACAAUCAAGGCAUGGGCAUGAACGGCAUGAACGGCAUGAACAUGGGCAUGGCAGGAGGCUAUGGAGGUAAUGAGAACUGGAACGAACAGCAGUCGUGGAAUUUCGGCCAGGAUAGUUACAAUCAUGCAAACUCUCAUGGCAUGGGCCCGGGUGACUAUGGCAACUAUAACUCUGGAUUUCAGCAGCAGCAGAACCAGCAGGCAGGUUUCAAUCAAGGUAGCUUUGGUGGCCAUCAAUUCAAUGACUACCGGAGAGGCAACUACGGGUACCGCGGAAGAGGCCGUGGUCGUGGUGGCUUCUAUGACGGCGGCUACGGUCGUGGCCGCUACCAGGGGUACGUUGGCGGCAACCAAGGCUACGGCCAGCAGUUCCCCCACCAGCAGCAGCCGAACCAACCCUUCGCGGUAGGCGCCCCUGGUUUUAGUCAAGAUGGUAAUCAAGACGGCGCGGCGGCCGCGCCCGCGGUCGGCGACGACGGGUCGCAGGCCAACGUCGACGAGUACGGUCGUGAGGUGCGCUCCAAGGAAGGCAGUACAGAUGGCCACGAGGCUUCCGCCUCGCAGGUUGUCAAGAACGACGCCGGCCAGACGGCGGCGGCGGAUGGUGCGCAAGUAGGCAAUGGCGGCGAGCAUCAAGAUCCCGCGCAGAGUGACCGUGCCGUAUCCGCAGACGCGUUCUCGCAAGCUGGUCGGGGUUUUACCAAGGUGAUGUCGAUCGCCAAGCCCGACGUGCCCCUCAACGCACCCACCGGGCCCAAGGCCAUGCGUCAGGGUCUCCCUAAUACUAGUGUCCCCCACCUGCGUGCGCGGGGCCUGCUCGUCGACGACGAUAAGGCGCCGUCGCAGCAGCAGCAGCAGCAUGGCCAGCCUAAUGGCGGUGGCAGUGGUAAUCGCCCGGCCGGCGCUAGUGACGUGGAGAAUCGCCCCAGGUCUAGGAGCCCCUCCGUGGCCCAAUCUGAGCACGAGCACUACCACGAUCGUAGCCGGGAUCGCGAGCGUGACCGCGGACGUGACCGUGACCGGGAAAAGGCGCGUGGCCGAGACCGUGAUCGGGAGAAGGAGUAUGAGAAGAAACGGCCGGGCGCUGCGGACGGGGGUGAACGUGCAAGGGAUCGAUCCAAGUCGACGAUUCCAAGUAGAAGCCGCACGAGGAGCGAGAGCCGGAGGCGCCGUCGUAAGGGCUCUCGUCGGCACAGACGAGAUCGUUCCGAGUCCGUAGUCACGGAAAACCAACCUGAUGAUGAACAGCAUCGUCGGAGUAAGCACCGGAGCCGCAAGCAUGGGGCGGAUGCCGCGGAGGAAGAGGGCGCCAGUGGAUCCAAGUCGCGGGCCAGGACCGACGACGGGAAAGGCCUGCAUGAGCGAUCGAGAUCCGGGUCGCCUGACGAUGCGAAACAGCGACAUAAGAGCAGUAGGCGGGACCGUGAGCCGGAGAAGCGGCGUGACAAGGAGAAGCAUAGGGACGAUGAGAAGCGCAAGAGCAGGCACCAUCGCGAGGAGCGAGAUAAGGACCGCGAUCGCGAUCGUGACCGGGACCGGGACAGGGAUAGGGAUCGAGACAGAGAGAGGGACCGUGAUCGUGGCCGCGACCGUGAUCGAGACCGCGACCGAGACCGCGACAAAGACAAGGACCGCGACAAGGACCGCGAUCGGGAUAGGGAUCGGAAAGACCGCCGGGACCGGGAGAAGCGACGCGAAGAGCGGCGGGAAGAACGCCACCGAAGCAGCCGGAAACAUACGCCCGACGCGAGCGGCGGCCCUCCACCGGCCCCGAGCACGACAGGAUGGACGAAGCGCCGCUCGAGCGGCGCGAGUCGCACGUGUCGGUCUCGUCGGGCAAAGGCGGGGAGGAGGAGGAGGAGGCAAGGACCCGCACACGCUCGAGCGGGAGGCUAG